AUGGCGCCGCCCCGGAGUGACGCCGACGACUUCCGAGAAGUUUCUUCGUCCGCGUCACGACGCGACGCGACGACUGCGACUCGUCUGUCUGUUGCUGACACGAGAGUCAGACAGGAUCGUUUCGCCGAUACAACGCGUCGCGCGCCGCGGCCGCACGCGCGCGAUGACGACCGCGGCGGACGACGCCGCGGAGGACCUCCUCGAACGCCUCGCGGACGUCGGGUGCGUCUCUCCCCGGUCCGACGCGCCGUCCACCGUCCGCCGUCGCCGUCGCCUCUCGUUCGCUCGACGACGCCCCCCCCCACCUCGAUCGAUCGACAUCGACCGACGCGUCCCACCCCUCCCUCCUCUCCCCCCCCCAGCGUCCCCGUCGACGACGCGUCCCCGGGCGACGUCACGCGUCGCGCGUCCCCCGCGGACUUCGUGCGCAUCGCGCAGCACCUCGCGUCGGACGUCGCCGCGCUCGUCGAGACCGCGGGCGCGGACGAUGCGCGCGGCGUCGAGGCGGCGACGCACGCGAUCGUGCGAUCGUGCGCGUCGUCCGCGUCCGUCUCCGCGACGACACCGAACGCGGCGGACGCGAACGCGCGGCGGAUCGAGCAAGGGCUUCGCCGGCUUCUCGCCGCGAUCGACGCGGAGUCGCGCGCGGCGUCGUGCGACCUGCGGACGCUGCUGGACGAGCUGGUGACCUACGUGCAGAGUGGCGUGAUGCUCUCGAGGAAGAGUGAGGUGCGUUCUAUACACUGGUUCCCAUACGACCGCGUUCGCGUGGUGAACGCCGAUCCUUAA
Micromonas pusilla CCMP1545 is the source of this 789-nucleotide messenger RNA. RefSeq lists its product as uncharacterized. Lineage: Eukaryota; Viridiplantae; Chlorophyta; Mamiellophyceae; Mamiellales; Mamiellaceae. The transcript has a single exon. Bases 1 to 789 code for a protein of 262 amino acids. The record is from RefSeq and is a predicted model, not a curated record.